AUGCCACCCUUAAUUGGAUUCUUUUGGGGUGACGCCUUGGGGGCUUUUGUCUGGGCGGGGCUGGUAGCCAGGCUAUUCAUCUGGCACUGUACUUUCUUGGUCAAUUCUUUCGCGCAUAUGCACGGUCUACAGCCUUAUUCCGACGAGGACACGUCUCGAGGAAAUCUAGUAAGGGCAUCCUCCUCUGGACCGAGGGAUAACCAGAGGCUGAAGUGUUCCAAGCUGCUGGCCCUACUCACCGGUGGCGAAGGAAACCACAACUUUCAUCAUUCCUUCCCCCAUGACUUUCGCUCUGGGCCAUCCAAUCUCGACUGGGAUCCCAGCAAAUGGAUCAUCAUCGGUCUACACCAUCUCGGCUGGGUGUCUGGCCUUCGGAAAGCAAGGGAAAUCGACGUCACCGAUUCUCUUGAGCACAUGAAGAAGAAAACUCUUCACCCGGGCGUAGCUCUCGAGGAGGAGGACAGCGAGUGGCAAGGGGAAGUGUGGAAUGACGCGGAGGUCUUCACAUUUCAGGAGAAAAAUCCUUCCCGUUGUCUACUGCUUCUCGGCGGUUACGUCGUGGACGUUACUCGCUAUCUCGGGGAACAUCCCGGAGGAGCGGCCCACUUGCGAACUCAUUCCAUACGAAAGCAAGGUGAUAUUAAUUCUACUGGCGCACAGUGGGCGUUCUAUGGAGGUUUCAACAACCAUUCGCGAGCCGCCAAGAAAAGGAUGAGGGAAAUGAGGAUCGCGAAAUUGAUUGAACCUGGGGUAAACAACGCGAUAUGA
Messenger RNA from Coprinopsis cinerea okayama7#130, 768 nucleotides. Its product is annotated as acyl-CoA desaturase 1. Lineage: Eukaryota; Fungi; Basidiomycota; Agaricomycetes; Agaricales; Psathyrellaceae. The coding region runs from base 1 to 768 and encodes 255 amino acids. The record is from RefSeq and is a predicted model, not a curated record. The transcript has 5 exons. Gene Ontology annotation, biological process: unsaturated fatty acid biosynthetic process. Gene Ontology annotation, molecular function: heme binding; stearoyl-CoA 9-desaturase activity; iron ion binding. Gene Ontology annotation, cellular component: endoplasmic reticulum membrane.